Molecule: messenger RNA, 5165 nt
Organism: Esox lucius (northern pike)
Lineage: Eukaryota; Metazoa; Chordata; Actinopteri; Esociformes; Esocidae
Gene: evi5b
Product: ecotropic viral integration site 5b
Exons: 21
Coding region: 495-2981 (828 amino acids)
Source: RefSeq, a predicted model, not a curated record
UGGAUGUAAACAUUUGGAACUGCCCUUUUGUUGGCUUGAGUUGGCUUCAGCUUUGUGUAGUGUACACGUAUUCGGCUCGAUGGGUUGGACCGUGGAGCUGAUGCCUGGUGGAAUCAGCUAGCGGUAGCCAACAAGCUAGCAUACUCUGCGAAAACAUCAAUCCAAUGCCGGACUGUUGAACUCCUUCCAAUUAAAUUGCGCAAGACUGUGCUGUUGUACUUUGGUCCAUGGAAAGUUAAUAUUUAGCUAUCGUUGAGGGUUUAAAACGUUUCCAAGGUAGGAGUAUUUGGCUGGAUUUUGAUUGCGCAGUGGUUCUCAAACCUUUCCUGGGGGGCCUUCAGGUGAUAGGUAUUCCAGAUCUAGCAAACCUGAAUCAACUCGGCAACUAAUAAGCCCUGGUCUGCUUGAUUCAGGUGGCGACUGACAAGGUUGCAGGCAAGCUGAGUUCUACUCUCUCAUGGGUGAAGAACUCGGUGUCGCACACGGUCAGUCAGAUGGCUAGCCAGGUGGCAACGGUGCCCUCAUCCCUGCAGACCACCACAGCCACCUCUUCGUCCACCUCCCUGUCCCCGUCCUCCCUGUCCCCCACAUUGGCAUCGCCCGCCAAGCUCAGCCCAGAUGAGCUGGAGCUGCUCGCCAAACUGGAGGAGCAGAACAGGUUGCUGGAGACUGACAGUAAGUCGCUCCGUUCCGUGAACGGCUCCAGGCGUAACAGCGGCUCCAGUCUGGUGUCCAGCUCCUCUGCCUCCUCCAACCUGUCUCACCUGGAGGAGGACUCAUGGAUCCUCUGGGGACGCAUAGUCAAUGAGUGGGAGGAAGUUCGAAAGAAGAAGGAGAAGCAGCUCAAGGAUCUGGUCAGAAAAGGAAUACCCCACCACUUCAGAGCAAUUGUGUGGCAGUUGCUAUGCAAUGCCCAAAACAUGCCUAUCAAAGACCAGUACUCUGAGCUACUGAAGAUGACAUCGCCAUGCGAAAAGCUCAUCCGCAGAGACAUCGCCCGGACAUAUCCUGAACACGACUUCUUUAAGGAGGACAGCUUAGGACAGGAAGUACUCUUCAACGUCAUGAAGGCCUACUCCUUGGUGGACCGGGAGGUUGGCUACUGCCAGGGAAGUGCUUUCAUCGUUGGACUGCUGCUUAUGCAGAUGCCUGAAGAGGAGGCGUUCUGUGUGUUUGUGAAGCUGAUGCAGGACUACAGGCUAAGAGAACUUUUCAAACCCAGUAUGGCUGAGCUGGGUCUCUGCAUGUACCAGUUUGAGUGUAUGAUCCAGGAACUUCUCCCAGAACUCCAUAUCCACUUCCAGGCCCAGAGUUUCCACACCUCUAUGUACGCCUCUUCCUGGUUCCUCACCAUCUUCCUCACGUCCUUCCCCCUCCCUGUCGCCACCAGGAUUUUUGACAUCUUCAUGUUAGAGGGUCUGGAGAUAGUGUUCCGUGUGGGGCUGGCCAUCUUACAGAUGAACCAGGCAGAACUCAUCCAGCUGGACAUGGAGGGAAUGUUACAGCACUUCCAGAGGGUCAUUCCCCACCAACUGGAAAGUGGACCUGACAAAGUCAUUCUGGCCGCUUAUAACGUCAAGUACAACGCCAAGAAGAUGAAGAAAUUGGAGAAGGAAUACACUACAAUCAAGACUAAGGAGAUGGAAGAGCAGGUGGAGAUUAAAAGACUGCGGACAGAAAACAGACUGCUGAAACAGAGGAUAGACACACUGGAGAAAGAAAGUGCUUCCUUGGCAGAUAGAUUGAUCCAGGGACAAGUAACUCGCGCCCAGGAGGCUGAGGAGACCUACCUGGUCAAACGGGAGCUGGCCACGGUCAGGCAGCAGAGCGAAGAGACCGCGGCUCAGCUGGAGCUGGCUCAGAGCACCAUCCGGGAGCUCCACCAGAGGCCACUAUUGAAGGGUAACCCACACUACACAGAGGACUCAGUCCUGCAGCUGGAGAGAGAACUGGUCCAGGUCCGCCUAAAGGAGGCCGAGUCCCAAUGUGCCCUCAAGGAGAUGCAGGACAAGAUCCUGGACAUAGAGAAGAGGAACACGUCUUUGCCUGAUGACACCAACGUGGUCCGGCUACAGGAGGAGCUGAUAGCCGUGAAGCUGCGAGAAGCUGAGGCCGUUACAGGGCUCAAGCAACUCCGACAACAGGUCAGAGACCUGGACGAUCACUGGCAGCGUCACCUGGCACGCACGACGGGCCGCUGGAAGGACAGCCCGAGGAAGAAUUCUGUGAGCGAGCUGCAGGACGAGCUGAUGAGUGUCAGGCUUCGGGAAGCAGAAGCCCAGGCAGAGCUCAGAGAGACCCGCCAGAGGAUGAUGGAGCUGGAGACACAGAACCAGAUCCAUAGCAACCAGCUGCGUCGGGCAGAGCAGGAGGGGCGUGUCUUCCAGGAACGUGUGACUCUGCUGACAGCACAGAACAAGGGCCUACACGUUCAGCUACAGGAGAUCAAACGCAAACAGGCUGAGAUUGAGUGCAAGAACAAGGAGGAGGUGAUGGCAGUGAGGUUGAGAGAGGCUGACAACAUUGCUGCCAUGGCUGAGCUACAGCAGCAGAUCUCUGAACUGGAGAUCCAGAAAGAAGAAGGGAAGGUCCAAGGCCAGCUGAACAACACAGACUCCAGUCAGUACAUCAGAGACCUGAAAGACCAGAUAGCUGAACUCAAGCAUGAGAUCCGCUGCUUAAAAGUUCAGAAGGGGGGCAGCAUGUCCAAUCAGCCCAGUUUUGACGGAAUCCACAUCGUCAAUCACUACAUACCAGACGACGCCUUGUACCACUCCUCAGACGAAGACGCGGGUCUAAGCAAGGCCCCCUCCCAUCUGGAGCCCCGUCAGAGCAGCAGUCACACCAGGCGCAUCAGGCUGCACCCCUCCCUGGACCCCACCUUGGGCCUGGGAGACACAGACAGUGACGGGGAGGAUGAUGGGGAGGGCCUGGUCCUCUCCGUGCCAUCUAACAGCGUCCACAAACACACCACCGUGUGACCCCCGGUGACUGAGUGAUGGCAGUCCUCGCAAGCUUCCUGGCCAAGGGGGUUCUGAUCUGACACAGUCGCAAGCCAGUCCUCAGGAGACAGAUGUCUUACUCUGGAGUCUGUUUUCUUUUGCGGUCGGUCAGUCUGCUUUACUCUUGUUUGGCCAAAACCAGCCAGAGGAGGAUCAUAUUGGCGUGUGGGUCUAGUCUGGACCCCAAGGCAGAAGGAAAAUGUGGAGGAUAUUUAGUUUCACCGAGCUAUACAAAGCCAGACUAAUCACCCCAACCAUGGUGAUUCCCCCCCCAGGCAACCAAACCACCAACCAUGGUACUGUAGACGCCACUGUGCAAUAGAAUGUUCCGUUACCAUGGCUAUGACACGUCAUUCAUCCCUUUUUAUUUUUUUUAGCGCUUUUUUUAAGUGAUCCAUCAGAAACGUAUAGACAACUUUAGUGCAGGUGUCCUGUGGAGGGAAUGAUACUGAAGAGUGAUGUCUCUAUGGUUACAGAGCCCCAGUAUCAAGCAUUAACUGUGUCUGCCAUGUACGAAUGACAACAUCUUCCCUAAUGGCUACUUUUGAUCAGAGUCCUAUGGGCUAACCAGUGGUCCCUGGUACAAAGUAGUGUACUGUAAAGGGAUGUAGAAAAUGGAACUGCCUGGUAUAGGCCAAUCACAAGGUCAACGGAAACCUGUAUAUAUGUAAAUGUUUUUGUUUUUUUCAAUUUCCAAUUUGACUUGAAAAUAUGUAUCUAAUGGAUUAUUUCCUAAUGUUUAUAAUGUAUUGGAUCAUGAUUCUGCCUAAAGGGACAUAUCACUCUAGUGUUGUCACAAAACCACGGAUAACUGGCUGUCAUUUCUUCCACAGACAUGGGCUGUGUUACACCUCUGUACCCAACUCCAGAAGUGAAGAUCAUCCUUAUGCAUUUAAAAGCAUUGAAUUGGUGCCAUGAUGGCUAAAGUUUCAACCAUAUUUCCUCAGUUAGUACAUUUAAGGGGAAGUGUAUUAGUGCACAUUUUGGGGAAAGAUAAAAAUAAAAUAAAAAGGAAUAUAGUCAGUCUCUGCACUGUCAAUGUUUUCAUAGGUCCUGAUUCUCUUCUCUGUUGGGACAAUUUUCCCUUCUGGAGGAAGGACUGAUGUAGGAUUAUAACUUCAUAUAUUAGAAUAGGUUUCAGCAUGCUGGUUAAUAAAAGCAUGUACCUAGUUCAUGUGAAUCAACCAUCCUGGAUUUAGAGUGAAGUUUUUGGGAAUACUGCUAUUUCUGAAAUGGGUAAUUCUGUUAAUUAAAAAUGUAUGACAACAGAGAUCUGAAUCUUGUGUGAACACCAGUAAUGUUAAACACAAGUAACACUAUGUUGUUCUUUUGUUCAAAAUGAAUGACAGUCCAUGCCCAGAGAACAUAACAUACUGCUCAUUUUGGGAAAUGAAGACCACAUAAGAAGUGAAUAACACUUUAAAAAGAGAGAAAAAAACAUUAAAAAUAAGAGCAUUAAAGGUGUGUCGAAUGGCAAACUAUUCUCUAUAGAGUCCACUAAUGUUUACCUGAGCCUUAUAUAGAGAAUAGUGUGCUAUUGGGGAAUACCUCUAAGUGAUGGCCUGUUUGUUUCCUCUUUGAAUAAAGCAAAGUGCAUUGUGUCAAAUGUUACCAAAGUUUGGGGCAUUGUUUGCCUGGUCCCAGAUCAGAUUGUGCAGUAUAACCUUUAACUCCUGUGGUCAUUGAUGCCUUGCAUGACAUGGAACCAGGCUAGAAUGGUCAACUGUAGGCUCUGCCUGCCAGAGAAAUAAGCACCACUCCAUUUCAUAAGGGAUGCCAUUGAACUAUUUAUCAAAAUCAGAACACUACAACAUCGGUUGAAAAAUGACCAGAAGAGCAGAGGACAUCUUAUAAUGGCAACAUUGUAUUGUUUUUACCGCAGUGAACCACAACCUAUCAGCCUAGUCUGUUUCGGACUUAGCAAAGAUUUUCUAUGAAGAAUGCACUGCAAUCUGACUCAUUGUUUAGAUGGGGUUUUAUAUGACAGAUGGAAUCCAGAUUGGCACUUUUGGAAACGGACAAUAUAAGGCAGUGAGGAGGUAUGUCUACAUAUGGCAACUGAACGUUAACACUAUGGAUUAAUAAUUAUCACAUCAGAAAAUAUGUAUGUGACAUUGAUGUGUGUGAUGUUCACAAAUAAACUAUUUGAUAACAAUUCAGUUA